AAAACAACAAAAAAGUGUGGAACCCGUGGAACCUAAUAAUUUUGUGGAACCUUCAACUGAAAAAUUGGAACCCUUGCCUGUGGAACCCGAGGCAAAAAAAGUAGAACCCAAGAAUGUAGAACCCGUGGAACCCAAAGCAGAAGUAGAACCCUUAAAAAGUGUGGAACCCUGCUCCCAUUGUCCUGAAUUAGAAAGGCAGAUAAAAGAAUUAGAAAAACAAUUGGAUGCCGUGGCUACUCUGCCUGCUGCUUAUAUUGACG
Messenger RNA from Racocetra persica, 260 nucleotides. The record is from the annotation of a GenBank genome assembly. Lineage: Eukaryota; Fungi; Glomeromycota; Glomeromycetes; Diversisporales; Gigasporaceae.